GGUCCCCGCGGGGCAGAGCGCCGGUCCCUCGCCGAGCAUCGCCCUCGCUCCGUCCGCCGCCGCCUGUCUCCCAGCACCGCAGCCAUGGCAAACGUAGGGCCAGCCUAUGGCAUGAGCAGGGACGUGCAGUCCAAGAUCGAGAAGAAGUACGACGACGAGCUGGAGGCCCGGCUGGUGGAGUGGAUCGUGGCGCAGUGCGGGGAUUCUGUGGGGCGCCCCGAGCGCGGCCGCCUGGGCUUCCAGGUCUGGCUGAAGAACGGCAUCGUGCUCAGCAGGCUGGUGAACAGCCUCUACCCCUCUGGCUCCAAGCCCGUCAAGAUCCCCGAUGCGCCGCCCACCAUGGUCUUCAAGCAGAUGGAACAGAUUGCCCAGUUCCUGAAGGCGGCCGAGGACUAUGGAGUGGUCAAGACAGACAUCUUCCAGACCGUGGACCUGUUUGAAGCCAAGGACAUGGCAGCGGUGCAGAGGACGCUGAUGGCCCUGGGCAGCCUGGCAGUCACCAAGAACGACGGCAACUACCACGGGGACCCCAACUGGUUCAUGAAGAAAGCUCAGGAGCACAAGCGGGAGUUCACCGAGAGCCAGCUGAAGGAGGGCAAGAACAUCAUCGGGCUACAGAUGGGCAGCAACAAGGGAGCGUCACAGGCGGGCAUGAGCUACGGCCGGCCCCGGCAGAUCAUCAGCUAGGCUCUGCCGCGCCGCCCCCAGCCCUCCCCAGCCGGGACCCCCGUCUCCGCUCCCC
This is a messenger RNA of Melospiza georgiana, 742 nucleotides long. It is a transcript of the gene TAGLN, whose product is annotated as transgelin. The transcript has 5 exons. NCBI's taxonomy places the organism in Eukaryota, Metazoa, Chordata, Aves, Passeriformes, Passerellidae. Bases 85 to 687 code for a protein of 200 amino acids. Gene Ontology annotation, molecular function: protein binding. The record is from RefSeq and is a predicted model, not a curated record.